Molecule: messenger RNA, 243 nt
Organism: Letharia lupina
Lineage: Eukaryota; Fungi; Ascomycota; Lecanoromycetes; Lecanorales; Parmeliaceae
Exons: 2
Coding region: 1-243 (80 amino acids)
Source: RefSeq, a predicted model, not a curated record
AUGCCAAGACCGGCACCUCCGGAGACGGAAAAGGGCCCCGACACCGGCUACACAGUCUACUUUGGAGAGCUCUACGGCAUCCUCAUGGCCUUGGACAUGGCCACUAUCGACAGCGGCGGCACCCCGGUUGCGAUUUUUACCAACAACCAAGCGGCGAUCCGCCCCGCCCACGAACCCCGCAAACAAGCUGGUGAGUAUAUGCAGAUCCGAAUCAACAAGCGGGUGGGAUCCGGAAACUUCUGA